Molecule: messenger RNA, 4164 nt
Organism: Argiope bruennichi
Lineage: Eukaryota; Metazoa; Arthropoda; Arachnida; Araneae; Araneidae
Exons: 20
Coding region: 201-2894 (897 amino acids)
Source: RefSeq, a predicted model, not a curated record
UGAACUAAGAAAAAUUCUCAGAUGUCAGCAAAUGUAAACAAAAACAAAAGACUGCCGGGAAUUAUGAUAAAUUUUCUGUACCCACGUAUUUGUUUCACCCUCUACUAAUGUAUUCAUGAAUGACUUUAUUUUGAAAGGGAGAAAUUAUCUGAAAAUGAGGUAUUAAAUUGGAAGAAAGGAGAUUAUAUUGAAGUUUGAAUAUGCAUUUUGAUACUGCAGUGAAUUGGCUUGAUCAGGCAGAUCAUUCUAUCAGUCUGGAGAACACUGAGGUAUUACGUUUAAGAAAAUUGAUGCACGAAAAUAUCCUUAAAGUGGAAAAAGAAAAUUUGGAAACUAUCCGGAAAGAAUUAAAUAACCAGAAAGAAACAAAUGUAAAAACUGUUCACCAAAGUAAUGAUUUCAAGAAAAUUCCUAAGCAUGCUAGUGGGCCAUCUUCUACAGCUUUAAAGACAAGAUCAGCAUUAUUUAAGGGUGUUAGACAGCAGCCAAGCAUGUCUAAGGUUCAAACAGCUUCAAAUACAGAUAAUUCAAACAUAAAUUCUGACAAUGUCUGCAAAAAUGCACAGCCAAAUUGCCAGUACUCAUCCAUUCAUUUUCUUAAUCAUUUCCAUUCUUCAUUUCUUUCUUCAAAGACACAAAGAAACUUUCAGUCAUAUGAUGUAAAGGACAAGUACAUAGCUUGUGCUGUUCCUUUAGCUCCUCCAUGUCAGAAAAAAGAAAUUGUUAACUUAAAGCAAGACAUUGUUCCUCAUACAAGCUCUCUGUAUGUUCCUAAUAAUGUUGCUUAUCAUUUUGUAUCUGACAAUAUCCCUAAAAAACUCUCAAUACAAGUUUUACCUAGCAUUAGUAUUAUGAAUAGAAAGCCUUGUAAUAAUGAAAAUGUUAGAAUUGAAGAAAUCAGAGAGAGAAAUUAUGCUUCUGGAGACUGUGUUAAAACGACAGUUUUACCUGCUGUGUCUGAAGAAGUUCGAAAUCGAAUAGCAAGUAUCAACUUAAGUUCAGUGCAAGGAAAUAAAAUUUCACCAUCUAAAAAUAAAAAUGACCAGCCAUCCAUACCUCAUCUCAAAAAAUCUGUUUUCACUCAAAGCUCUCAAAAUGAUGGAUCAUUGCAAGUACUGCCUGACAAGGAUCUUCUAAAAGAAACUAUCAGGGAAGUUUUGCAGGAGUUCCAGCAUGAAUUUCUUCAGGAAUUCAUUAAACUUUCAGCAGACAAGAAAUUCAUGGCAGAUCAGAAUGAACAAAACUUAUCUUCACCUGAGAAUGACUGUGAACUUGAUUCUUUUAUUGGCAAUGCUGAUUCUCUUGCAAAAGAUGUUACAACUAUGGUUUUCCCAAAUAUCUUCAUGAAAUCUAACUGCACUCAAACAAAUUGUGAUCAACAUGAAACAGCAUUUAAUGAGAUAGAUGUAAAGAAUUUGAUUCAUGAAGUUGUAUUGGAAAUGCAACAAAAUUCUUCUUUGAAAUUUAGCCAAAGCAUGGAAGUGCCAACAAACGCAUUUACAAUUGAAAAAGUACACAGAGAUAUUCAAGUUGAUUUAAAACAUGAUGAAAUAAAUCAAGUCAUAAGUCAUACUUCAAAAGCAGUACAAGCCUCCUUCAUAACUGAAAAUGAAACCUUGAGCACUAUUAAAACAGACAAAGGACCAGAUGUAAAUGACAGCUUUACAGAAGAUCAUUUUGAAUCAACAUCAAAUGCUGCAACUGUGAAAAACAGUGACAUUCCAGAAUGUCAUGGAACAAAUACUGAUGCUGCAGCUAAUUCAGAAAUUCCUACAAAACUGGAAUCUGUAUUGAAUUUUAUUUAUAAUCGAUUUUGCAGAGAAACUGGUGAACUCUCACUUAGUACAGAAAGGAUUCUUUCAAAUCCACCACCAAUAAGAACUAGAGAAGUAUCUAUUCAAUUCAAUCCUGUUUCUACCUCUACCAAAAGCACAACCACUUCUGAAGUUGCUUUGGUUGAUGCAUCUAAUCAGUGUGAUGUUCUUUUACCAAAGCAAGUUGAAGAAAAAGAAGUUAUGAAUGCCUCAGUUCAAGCAAUGCCAGAAUCAGAAAUGAUCGUACCAGUUCCUGUUCAAGAGAAAGUUGAUUCUUCUGUACAGUGGGAACAACCUGUUUCAGUUUUGAGAGAUUCAUAUGUACAGACAAUGGAUUUCCUCAUGCCUUCUGAGAAUUCUGCCCAUACUUCUGUAUCAAGCACACCUGUAAGUGACAGUAUCUUUCUCGAUGACAUGCUUUCAGAAGGGGAAGUGUUCCUGCCUUGGAAUUUGCGACUUUUGUCACAUGCAGACAAAACUGCAAUUCAAAGUUUGAGUAAUGCAUAUGAAGCUAGUGACAAAGAGAAGGAUUAUUCUUUAAGUGAGGGAGAAGUUCCACCAAAAUAUCUUCAGCAGUUGAACUUAGCACAGUCUCCUUCAUAUGAUAGCAGCAGUGGUGCAUAUUCAGAUCCUCCUAGAUAUUCUCAAAAUACAACCUCUUCAACACAGAGAGGCCAUUCCCUGACCAGUCCAGAGGUAGAAUCUCUUCCACUCACUGCGCAUGAAAGGCGAAGUCAGUGCCGAGCCUCCAGUUCCUCUUUAUCUGAAGGAGAAGUCAAAAAUUCUAGUUCUUCACUGUCAGAAGGAGAGGUGCCAUAUGGUUUCCUCAGGCAGAGAUUAGCAUUCCAGCAUGCUUCCUCUGCACCAAGCUCUGCUUUUGGUAUCCCACAGCAUGAGUCAGGAAUCAUGCAUGGGAUUGUUCUGGAUAGUCAAAAUCUGGGGGAAAGUUCUCAAUUACAAGAGAAUUUCGGUCAUUCCAUUUUAGAUUUAUCUGAAGGAGAAGUAAUUGGUCGAUCCCAGACACCCUACCAAUCCACUCCUUUUACUUCUUUUUUAGAUACAGUUAGUGAGGAAAAAUAAUUAUACACAGCUUACGAUGCUUCAUUGUUCAUUAUUUUUGCUGAUAAUAUUGCAUGGACAUUUAAAAAUAUACAUAUUUUUUAUUUUAUGUAUUAGCUAGCAAUAAUGGAAACACCGCUGACUUUAUCUUUCUUUUUUUAAACCAACUGCUAAUAGGAAAAUGCAAAUAUUUUUUUGACAUAUUGUGUGGCAAGUAGCAAAUAUAUAUAUAUAUACUAUUUAAAAACUUUUCUUAAAGUAAAUAGAGCUUAACAAUAAUUUUUUUAAGCAAAAGUUCUUGAAUUUGAAGUGAAUUUUAUAAAAAAUUCAUUUUAUUCCUGGCGUAUGUCCCAAUAAAUUUGUGGUACUCAAAUGUCCUCCUGUUAUUUGGACAUAAAUACUUGGAACAUGAAAAUUUAAUUCAAAUGUUGCUCUUUCUAUGUAAUUAUGAAACAAAGUGACAGGUUUUGUUCCUAAUAGUUUAUUACAUAUAGGCGUAAUAGUUUAUUACAUAAAGUGCUUUUCGAAAACCAGUUAAAUAGAUUUAUUUUCCAUAGUAAGCUUUUCUUAUAAAGGCCUUGGAUUUUUUCUUAAAGUAAAAAGGGAGUAUUAAUAUAAUAUUUGUAAUUUUAUAUUAAUAAUGUUACCAAUGUUUAAGCAAUUACUUUUGGUCUGAUACAAAUGGCAUAGUAAUUUUAACUUUCUUUGUUAAUAAACCUAUCAUUUGCAGCUUCACAAAUCUGUGCAUUAACACCUUGACUGCUGUAGGGAUCACCGGUGACCGGCAGGCCCAUAUAAAUUGUACUGUAAGAAAUUCAAUGUGGCACUUAAUGUGCUAAUUUCAGUUAUGGUUUCAUUAGUUAUACAUGUUGUAUAUAUUUAUUGUGGCUUGUAAAAAUUAAUAUACUUUCAUGAACUAAAAGUAUUUAUUCAUUCAUUACCACUCUUUGCUACUAUACUAUUAUUAAUUUUGUGAUGGAGUUACUACCUGUUAUAUGAAUUCUGAAUUUGUCUUGCUUUUAGUGAUUUGCAGUAUUGACAAAAUAUGCAAAUCGAAUUAAUAUGUGCUGGUUAUAAUUUCAUCAUACAAAUUCAUAAUGUAAGCUAAAAUAACGUUAUGUGUCCAAUUCUGCAACAAAAUUCUGAAAAAGAAAUUUCUUUAUCCCAUUUAUUUUUUGAAGAAUUAUUCAGGAUUUUUUAAAAAAUAAAAAUAGAAUCCAGCCUAGUGAGACUAAAAGAUAUAUUUUCUUCUAUCAAAAUUUAUAAUUGGAAAUCCUCAUAUUUUUGACUG